Colletotrichum lupini is the source of this 348-nucleotide messenger RNA. RefSeq lists its product as uncharacterized. Bases 1 to 348 code for a protein of 115 amino acids. The record is from RefSeq and is a predicted model, not a curated record. The transcript has 2 exons. NCBI's taxonomy places the organism in Eukaryota, Fungi, Ascomycota, Sordariomycetes, Glomerellales, Glomerellaceae.
AUGAAGCCAUCCGUCCUUACAAUGACCGUGGCCUUCUUGGGUGCAGCAGUCUCCCAAGAGAUCUUCCGUUGCCGUUGCGCGAGUGCAAGCAAUUUUGACGUAAGCCUGGAAGGUAUCUCAAGCCUGUGUACCUCCAAGGGCGGAGAGAUUGAGAGCGCAGGCUUGUGCGUCAAGGUGCCCUCCAGAUUUACAAACGACGAGUGCACAAAGGUCGAAGCCGGGGCCAAGGGCGACUGUAUCGUCGACACCACCUCCGGCGGGUCCACCAGCUCCGUGUCGUCGCCCGCCGCUACGGCACAAGCUACUCCGAAGCCUAGAGCCGUCGAUCCUCAAGCUUGGGUGGCCUAG